AUGGGACACUCGGGAGGGCCAUCCUGUAUUGAAGGACAAGCUGAACCAUGGAAUCCAAAUUUGACGGAGCUGACAGCCACAUAUCAUUGGCCACAAAACCGUCACCCAACUUGUACGGGGCUUCAAUUCCCUAUCCCAACGUUUACAGGACGGAGCCGAACCAAAUACUGGGACUUUAUUCACGCGUUCAAUCGGUACUUAUGCAACACAUCGAUGCCGGAAUUGCACAAACAACAUACUCUCUUACAAGCCUGCACCGGUGAAGACUUGAAGAUGGCAUUGGAAUCCUGUGAAAGAUUGGGGCCUGAAAGAGGCUACGAGAGAGUGUUGGCCCUACUCACAGAGAGGUUCAGGAUUGAAAGGGCAUACGCGGAGGAAUGGAUAAUGGCUCUACAGGAGAGACCACCCAUAAGCACUGGCGAUGGAAACGGACUGAGGAAGCUGGCAGAUGCAUUGUGGGGCUGUAUAAGUUACCUAGAGAAUUGGGACAUGUUAAGUAAGCUGGAAUCGUGGACCUGCAUUCGAAAUAUAGUAGUGAGGCUGCCAGGUACUCUACAAGAACAGUGUGCAGACAAAUCACACUCGUAUAACGAAAACCAUGGAUCGUAUCCUGGGAUCCGUUGGCUAAGAGAAUUCGUGCAGAAACAAGUGGGCAGGACACAUAGCACACUCUUCAAGGGCAGAGGCGAGCAGUAA
This is a messenger RNA of Homarus americanus (American lobster), 696 nucleotides long. RefSeq lists its product as uncharacterized. The record is from RefSeq and is a predicted model, not a curated record. The transcript has a single exon. Bases 1 to 696 code for a protein of 231 amino acids. NCBI's taxonomy places the organism in Eukaryota, Metazoa, Arthropoda, Malacostraca, Decapoda, Nephropidae.